Capsella rubella is the source of this 3801-nucleotide messenger RNA. Its product is annotated as phosphoglucan, water dikinase, chloroplastic. The record is from RefSeq and is a predicted model, not a curated record. Gene Ontology annotation, biological process: phosphorylation. The transcript is spliced from 19 exons. Lineage: Eukaryota; Viridiplantae; Streptophyta; Magnoliopsida; Brassicales; Brassicaceae. Bases 66 to 3653 code for a protein of 1195 amino acids. Gene Ontology annotation, molecular function: kinase activity; ATP binding; starch binding.
UGAUAUACUUUGAAGACUGAGAACACAAACAAAAAAGAUCUCUUAUCACACUACCACCACCUCCAAUGGAGAGCAUUGGUAGCCACCAUUGUUGCAGCUCUCCUUUCACCUUCAUCACUAGGAACUCAUCAUCACUUCCAAAACUCGUUAACUUCACUCGCAGAGUUCAUCUCAGCCACCAAUCAUCUCACCGACUCAGAAACUCAUCUUCUCGUCUCACUUGCUCUGCUGCUUCUUCUUCUUCCACCAUUGAGGAACAACGGAAGAAGGAAGAUGGGUCUGGUACGAAGGUGAAGUUGAAUGUGAGGUUAGAUCAUCAAGUCAAUUUUGGUGAACAUGUUGCUAUGUUUGGAUCAGCUAAAGAGAUUGGUUCAUGGAAAAAGAAAUCGCCUUUGAAUUGGACUGAGAAUGGAUGGGUUUGUGAGCUUAACCUUGACGGUGGUCAAGUUCUUGAGUAUAAGUUCGUCAUUGUUAAGGAUGAUGGGUCACUCUCAUGGGAAUCUGGUGAUAAUCGUGUACUUAAGCUUCCAAAUUCUGGGAAUUUCUCAGUUGUUUGUCAUUGGGAUGCUACAAGAGAAACCCUUGAUUUGCCUCAUGAGGUUGGUGGUAAUGAUGGUGGUGGGGAAGAGAGGGGUAAUCAUGACGUUGGUGAUGAGAGAGUAGUGGGAAGUGAAAAUGGUGCGCAGCUUCAGAAAAGUACAUUGGGUGGGCAGUGGCAAGGUAAAGAUGCGUCCUUUAUGCGUUCUAAUGAUCAUGGUAACAGAGAAGUUGGAAGAAAUUGGAAUACUACUGGUCUUGAAGGCACUGCUCUCAAGAUGGUUGAGGGUGAUCGUAACUCUAAGAAUUGGUGGAGAAAGCUUGAAAUGGUACGCGAGGUUAUAGUUGGGACUGUUGAGAGGGAGGAAAAAUUGAAGGCGCUCAUAUACUCUGCAAUUUAUUUGAAGUGGAUAAACACUGGUCAGAUUCCUUGCUUUGAAGAUGGAGGGCAUCACCGUCCAAACCGGCAUGCGGAGAUUUCCAGGCUUAUAUUCCGGGAGUUGGAGCACAUUUGCAGUAAGAAAGAUGCUUCGGCAGAGGAAGUGCUUGUUGCUCGAAAAAUCCAUCCGUGUUUGCCUUCUUUCAAAGCAGAGUUUACUGCAGCUGUCCCUCUAACUCGAAUUAGGGACAUAGCCCAUCGCAAUGAUAUUCCUCAUGAUCUCAAGCAAGAAAUCAAGCAUACCAUACAAAAUAAGCUUCACAGGAAUGCAGGCCCAGAAGAUCUAAUUGCAACAGAAGCGAUGCUUCUAAGAAUUACCGAGACCCCAGGAAAAUACAGUGGAGAUUUUGUGGAGCAAUUCAAAAUAUUCCAUAAUGAGCUUAAGGAUUUCUUUAAUGCUGGAAGCCUCACUGAACAACUUGAUUCUAUGAAAAUUUCUAUGGAUGAUAAAGGGCUUUCUGCUCUCAGUUUGUUUUUUGAAUGUAAAAAGCGCCUUGACUCAUCAGGAGAAUCAACCAAUGUUAUGGAGUUGAUUAAAACCAUGCAUUCUCUGGCUUCUCUAAGAGAAACAAUUAUAAAGGAACUUAAUAGCGGCUUGCGAAACGAUGCUCCGGAUACUGCCAUUGCAAUGCGCCAAAAGUGGCGCCUUUGUGAGAUCGGCCUCGAAGACUACUUCUUUGUUCUACUAAGCAGAUUCCUGAAUGCUCUUGAGUCUAUGGGAGGAGCUGAUCAACUGGCAAAAGAUGUGGCAUCAAGAAAAGUUGCCUCGUGGAAUGAUCCACUAGAUGCUUUGGUGUUGGGUGUUCACCAAGUAGGUCUCUCUGGUUGGAAGCAAGAAGAAUGUUUAGCCAUUGGAAAUGAACUCCUUGCUUGGCGAGAGAGAGACCUACUUGAAAAAGAAGGGGGAGAGGAUGGAAAAACCAUUUGGGCCAUGAGGCUGAAAGCAACUCUUGAUCGAGCACGCAGAUUAACAGCAGAAUAUUCUGAUUUACUUCUUCAAAUAUUUCCUCCUAAUGUAGAGAUUCUGGGAAAAGCUCUAGGAAUACCAGAGAAUAGUGUCAAGACCUAUACAGAAGCCGAGAUUCGUGCUGGCAUAAUAUUUCAGAUCUCAAAGCUCUGCACUGUUCUUCUAAAAGCUGUAAGAAAUUCACUAGGCUCUGAGGGCUGGGACGUCGUUGUACCUGGAUCAACGUCUGGGACAUUAGUUCAGGUUGAGAGCAUUGUUCCGGGAUCAUUGCCAGCAACUUCUGGUGGUCCUAUUAUUCUUUUGGUCAACAAAGCUGAUGGCGAUGAAGAGGUAAGUGCUGCUAAUGGGAACAUAGCCGGAGUCAUGCUCCUGCAAGAACUGCCUCACUUGUCUCACCUUGGCGUUAGAGCACGGCAGGAGAAAAUUGUCUUCGUGACAUGUGAUGACGAUGAAAAGGUCGCUGAUAUACGAAGACUUGUGGGAAAAUUCGUGAGGUUGGAAGCAUCUCCAAGCCAUGUGAACCUGAUACUCUCAACUGAGGAUAGGAGUCGCACUCCCAAGUUCAAUGCGAACAAAAAAACGGACAAGAAUAGCUUAUCUAAGAAAAAAACGGAUAAGAGACGCAUACCUAUCCAUGACGAAGAGUCAACUCCUGUUUCCUCAUCUUCGGAUAGCCUCCUUUACUCAUCCAAGGAUAUCCCUAGCGGAGGAAUCAUAGCACUUGCUGAUGCAGAUGUACCAACCUCUGGUUCAAAAUCUGCUGCAUGUGGUCUUCUUGCAUCUUUAGCAGAAGCCUCUAGUAGUGUGCACAGCGAACAUGGAGUGCCAGCAUCGUUUAAGGUUCCAACUGGAGUUGUCAUACCUUUUGGAUCUAUGGAACUAGCUUUAAAGGAAAGUAAUUCAGAAGAAAAGUUUGCCUCUUUGCUAGAAAAGUUAGAAACCGCCAGACCUGAGGGCGGUGAGCUAGACACCAUAUGCGAUCAGAUCCAUGAAGUGAUGAAAUCAUUGCAAGUGCCUGAAGAGACAAUCAGCAGUAUAAGCAAAGCAUUUCCCAAAGAUGCUCGUCUCAUUGUACGAUCAAGCGCUAAUGUCGAGGACUUAGCCGGAAUGUCAGCUGCAGGACUCUAUGAAUCAAUCCCCAACGUGAGUCCCUCAGAUCCUUUGGUGUUUUCCGAUUCGGUUUGCCAAGUUUGGGCUUCUCUCUACACAAGAAGAGCUGUUCUAAGCCGUAGAGCUGCUGGUGUCACUCAAAAAGAAGCUUCAAUGGCGGUUCUUGUUCAAGAAAUGCUUUCGCCAGACUUAUCUUUUGUUUUGCACACAGUCAGUCCAGCUGAUCCAGACAGUAACCUUGUGGAAGCCGAGAUUGCUCCUGGUUUAGGUGAGACUUUAGCUUCAGGGACAAGAGGAACACCAUGGAGACUCGCUUCAGGUAAGCUCGAUGGGAUUGUGCAAACCUUAGCUUUCGCAAACUUCAGCGAAGAGCUUUUUGUGUCAGGAACAGGUCCUGCUGAUGGUAAAUACGUUCGUUUGACCGUCGACUAUAGCAAGAAACGGUUAACCGUUGACUCAGUCUUUAGACAGCAACUUGGUCAGCGACUUGGUUCGGUUGGCUUCUUCUUGGAAAGAAACUUUGGCUGUGCACAAGACGUUGAAGGUUGUUUGGUUGGUGAAGAUGUUUACAUUGUUCAGUCAAGGCCACAACCUCUGUAGAAUCAAUCUCUUAUUUCCUAUAAAGCUAAUAAAACAAAAAAUGUCAGAAAUAUAAGAUCUGCAUUUGCUUCAUUACCAUAUGUGAAGGUAUGGAUUAAUAAUGAUAUAAACAUAUUUAAUAAUGAUAUUAACAUUCUCUUUGUGUCAA